Messenger RNA from Branchiostoma floridae (Florida lancelet), 2954 nucleotides. Its product is annotated as adenosine deaminase-like. Gene Ontology annotation, cellular component: external side of plasma membrane; cytosol. The record is from RefSeq and is a predicted model, not a curated record. The transcript is spliced from 12 exons. Lineage: Eukaryota; Metazoa; Chordata; Leptocardii; Amphioxiformes; Branchiostomatidae. The coding region runs from base 66 to 1358 and encodes 430 amino acids. Gene Ontology annotation, molecular function: adenosine deaminase activity. Gene Ontology annotation, biological process: hypoxanthine salvage; negative regulation of adenosine receptor signaling pathway; purine ribonucleoside monophosphate biosynthetic process.
AUAGUGGUGUGUUCCACAGGUCAGAAGGGUUCCUUUUUUGAAAUCUUUGGUUUACAUGUUUAUAUAUGGCGAUACGACGUAGUUUCUGUGGUGUAGGUUGUGUUUUGGCGGGAACUCUGCAGCGAGGAUCGUCAAACGUCUUGUCCCAGUUCGUCAGGAAUCUUAAGAUGCCACCAGAAAAGAAGGAGGCAAAGGGAGGGAUGGCAGAGACAGGCAUAAAGAAAAACAGAGUGGAGCUUCACUUGCAUCUGGAUGGGGCGGUGCGACCCUCCACUCUUCUGGAUGUGGCAAAGAAGAGAGGAAUCCCGUUACCGGCCGACACGGUAGAGGGAAUCCUCCCCCACGUCAGUAUGGACCAGCCCGACAGUCUGGUUGCCAUGAUCAAGGUCUUCAAGUUCUUCAUCCCGAUCAUACAAGGAGACGGUGAGACCAUAAAGAGGAUAGCGUACGAGCUGUGUGAGGACCAGGCCAAACACGGCGUGCUCUAUUUCGAGGCUCGCUACUGUCCUCACUUCCUCACUCAAUCCAAACUAGGCCAGACCAUAUGGGACUGCCCCGCCCCCCCAACUUUCUUCACCCAGACUCAGGCUAGUACUAAGAGCCUACUGAAGAAGUUACUGCUGCAUGCUCCCCUGAAGUUGAGAAGACACAAGACGAAGGAGUUGACUCCCACCGAGGUGGUUGAGUUGGUGAACUCAGGGUUAAAUGAGGGCAGCAGGGAUUUUGGGGUCAAGGCCAGGAGCAUCCUCUGCCUCAUCAGGGACAACCCAGAAUUCUCCAUGGAGAUGGUACAGCUCUGUGAUAAGUUCAGGGAUCAGGGCGUGGUUGCCAUUGACCUUGCGGGGAAUGAAGUUGGCGACAUGGCGACCAACGCGGAACACAUCAAGGCCUUUCAGGAAGCAAAGCGGCUGGGUAUCCACCGUACCGUCCACGCGGGAGAAAUCGGAGGUCCAGACAAGGUGGAGGAGGCCGUGUUCAAGAUGGACGCCGAGCGGAUAGGCCACGGGUACCACAUCCUGGAGGAUCCGCAGCUCUACGCCAAACUCAGGGACAUGAACAUGCAUUUUGAGGUAUGUCCAGUGUCUAGUUACAUCACAGGUGCUGUCCCCCUGAACUACAAGGAACAUCCAGCUCUCAGUUUUGCAAAGGAUGGUGCUAACUUCUCGAUCAACUCGGAUGACCCAGGCGUGUUCCGCACAAACCUGUCACGGGAAUAUAGCCUCAUCCGAGAACACUGGAACUUUGACGACAAACUGAUUGCACAAUUGAAUUUGAACGCUGCCCAAGCCUGCUUCCUACCUCCAGAUGAGAAGAACGAACUCAUCAAGCAAGUCAAAGAGGCUCAUGGGAUACAGUGAAAAAGGAUUGUGGGAUAGAAGAUGUUGAAUGCGUCACAGUCAGGGUUUUUGCAGCAGCUACAGCCAAGCAACAGUUUACCUCAGAAACUACAUUGUUCACUCAGAUACUUUUUAUGCCACUUAUCCAGAAAUGUGUGACUUUUCGCUUUGAAAUGAAAACUGGAGAGAGCGUAAUAUGUAAAUACAAUAAGCCCUUUCACAGAGUUCAGAAUGCAUGUGUGGCGACAGGAAUUCUAGGUAAAUGUUGUGCAAAUCGAAACAAUGGUCGAGACAAGGACAAUUUUCUUUUUUUGGGCCUUUACCUUUGACAUAUUACCUAGAAUUCCUGGCGUCGCACAUACGUUCUGAUCUCUGUGAGAGGGCUUAAAGCUUAUUGCCAGCUUUGCAAAUUUUACUGAUCACUAAAAGUAGCUUUUAAUGAAUGUUGGAGAAUUUAUGGAUUUUUUACUGUCCAAAAACUCUGUCAUGUUUUAAGCUUCAUGUCGCAGCUAUGCAAAAAAAGAGUGUAUUAUAUUAUCUGAAAUGUUCUUUGUUUGGAGCUUAUAUAUCAAUACAUAGCUUUUUUACAGCAUAAUGUAGACUACACCUUUAUAUUGGCUUGAGAAAGGUUAACAAAGUUUAUAAAAGGCAGCUUCUUUAUCUGCACAGUCCAGGGUAACACAGGGUCACUAACCCAAAGUUAUGUAAAGUUGUUGGUUAGUUUUGAAAACCUUCCUAAAAUACAUUUGUACCAUAUUGAUUGCUAAUUUUAAUAUAUUCACAGCCUACAAAUAUAGUUUUACACAUUUUAUGCAACAUUUUCAUCAUGACUAGUAACUUUUCAGUCCUCCUACCUCAGUUUUUCAAAGCUGUAUGUGCCUUCAUAUUACAUGUAGACUGGUACUGACUAUUUAGGUCGCUGUCACUGCGACCUAAAUAGGAUAUGUGUAAUCUUCACUUUCACACUUGGUAUAUCAUACAAAACGUAAAAGUGUGACUGAGAAGACAACAAAACGCAGAAAGAUUUGUUUCUUUUCUAUAGAAUUUGUUUAGCAAUAUGUCAAAUUUUAGGUCGCUGCGAGAGCGCCGUCUUAGUGGAAAGGGGUUAGCAAUUAGCAGUUUGAUCAAUGAGAGGGAGGUUGUGUGUCUGUCAAAUAUUUGUACAUUGCACAAUGUAUUUUGAAUUCUUUUUGACAUAGGUGGGCAUAGCUAUGGGAUCAGUCUACCUUAGUUGGUAGGACUAUGUCAAGUUGCUUAGCUGUUUCUUGCACAUUUUGAGGAAAGAAUGUAUCCAACAGGGUAAAUUACAAAGGGAAGAAAAACAUUCAAACAUUUUCGACAGAAAUAUUGCUCUUCAAGGAAGUUAUUUUUGAAGUUUUUUUAAACAUUUUUUACAACAGAGUUUAUUAAUGUGGAAAUAAUUCUGUUUGAGAAGUUAAUUAUAAGAUCUGAGAAUUAUCUUAAAUAUUUGGUGCAUGUUGGUUCUAAAAAGUUUCUUGUAAUUCUUCUCUUUUAUCAGUGAAAUUUUAGUGUUAAUUAUUGUGUAUUUUAACUUACCACAUCUAUUGCGAUAUAUGAGUUCUAAUAUUGACACAAAUUAUGUAAUAUUUAGCAAAA